Capronia epimyces CBS 606.96 is the source of this 1581-nucleotide messenger RNA. RefSeq names its product aspartate kinase. NCBI's taxonomy places the organism in Eukaryota, Fungi, Ascomycota, Eurotiomycetes, Chaetothyriales, Herpotrichiellaceae. Gene Ontology annotation, biological process: amino acid biosynthetic process. The coding region runs from base 1 to 1581 and encodes 526 amino acids. The transcript is spliced from 3 exons. Gene Ontology annotation, molecular function: aspartate kinase activity. The record is from RefSeq and is a predicted model, not a curated record.
AUGACCGCUGCCACUCUCCCCAAUGGCGUCCACUCCCAAGCCCCGGUCACCAAUGGCACCGACACUCCCACAAGUCGCGCGAUCAACAUACUUAAGUUCGGUGGAACCAGUGUGGGCAAAUUCCCUCUAGAUAUUGUCAACGUCGUCAAGACGAGUGCCUUGGAAAAUGAGGUGGCUAUUGUGUGCUCGGCGAGAUCAAGCAGUACCAAAGCCGCGGGCACGACCAACCGAUUGUUACGGGCGGCGACCGAGGCCGAAAACCAUCGAGAAUUCCAACAAGAAAUAGAAGCGGUCCGAGUCGACCAUAUCGAAACUGCCGACUCCUACAUACAAUCCCAGAAAAUAUGUUCUCGGCUAAAAGCCGAAAUUGAGAAUGAAUGUUCUUUGGUCGUUCGCAUCUUGGAGGCUGCCCAGACCCUGGGCGAGACCAGUCCGAGAUCCAGAGACAAGGUUAUGAGCGCAGGGGAGAAACUAAGCUGUCGGUUCAUGGCAGCCUUGUUGGAGGACCGAGGGAUCGAAGCCGAAUAUGUUGAUCUUGCAGAUAUCAUUGACUUCAAAGUCGGCCACAGUCUCGAUCAAGAAUUCUACGACCAUGUUGCCGACAGGCUUGGCAAGAGGCUGCAGAACCUCGCAGGCAAGGUCCCCGUGAUCACCGGUUACUUUGGCUCUAUCCCUCGCGGUCUCCUCAUGACGGUGGGUCGGGGCUACACCGACCUCUGUGCCGCUUUGGUGGCCGUCGGACUCCAGGCCAAGGAAUUGCAGAUAUGGAAGGAAGUCGACGGCAUCUUCACCGCCGACCCGCGCAAGGUGCCUACCGCAAAACUGAUCCCGCAGAUCAGUCCUGCAGAGGCGGCCGAGCUCACCUUCUAUGGCUCUGAGGUCAUCCAUCCUUCCACCAUGGACCAGGUCAUCCGGGCACGGAUACCAAUCCGAAUCAAAAACGUCAUGAACCCGAGAGGAGGAGGGACCAUCGUGUACCCUGACACCCCAUCGGAGCUGACUGCAUUGUCGGGGCACUACCCCAAAUUGUUCAGAUCGCGCAGCGCAUCCUAUCUGACCGAGCGACAAAGGCCGAAGCGUCCUACUGCCGUGACGAUGAAGCACAGAAUUUUGGUGAUGAACAUCCAUUCCAACAAGCGGGCACUCUCUCACGGGUUCUUUGCGGGCAUAUUUGCCACUUUGGACAAGUGGCGGCUCUCCGUCGACGUGAUCUCCACCAGCGAGGUCAACAUGUCCAUGGCCUUGCAUUCGGAGGCGCCACUGUACACUGGAGGAGGAGACGAUGAGUACAAGAUUGUGGAUCAAGAUCUGCGCGGUGCCAUUGACGAGCUGAAAAGCUUUGGCACAGUUGAUAUCAUCCCGGACAUGGCGAUUGUCAGUCUGGUGGGGAAACAAAUGAAGAAUAUGGUGGGCAUUGCGGGCAGGAUGUUCUCUACGCUGGGCGAGAACAACGUGAACAUUGAGAUGAUCUCACAAGUAGGAGCCAGCGAGAUUAACAUCUCCUGUGUGAUUGACGAACGUGAUGCGGACCGGGCGUUGAACAUCCUGCACACGAAUCUAUUCACCUUUCUUGAGACAUGA